This is a messenger RNA of Hemiscyllium ocellatum (epaulette shark), 3552 nucleotides long. Its product is annotated as zinc finger and BTB domain-containing protein 7C. Bases 816 to 2774 code for a protein of 652 amino acids. NCBI's taxonomy places the organism in Eukaryota, Metazoa, Chordata, Chondrichthyes, Orectolobiformes, Hemiscylliidae. Gene Ontology annotation, molecular function: DNA-binding transcription factor activity, RNA polymerase II-specific; protein binding; RNA polymerase II cis-regulatory region sequence-specific DNA binding. The transcript has 8 exons. The record is from RefSeq and is a predicted model, not a curated record. Gene Ontology annotation, biological process: regulation of transcription by RNA polymerase II.
UUUUGCAAGGUUGGGUGAGGUUUUUUUUCUCUCCCUUACCAACCACAUCUUUUAUUACUGCAGGAUAUGGGAAGGGAGAGGAGACACACAUAUCCAUCCGGGCUCCUGAUUCACUGACACUCCAUCACCAAGGGAUUGUGGACUGAUAGAGGGAAGAGGCAUUAAAAGAGAGGAAAAAAAAAUCUGAAGGGGAAAAUAAAUAACAGCACUUAACAGUGACUGGGAGAGGACACAACAGGACCUCUCAAGAUUUGGCAAGCUCCUUAACCAGGGUCUGGUGAGUAAGCAAGACCGCUGCUUCAGUGGCUGGGCCAUGGCCCCGACUCUGGGCGAGCUUCCUCCUUUCUUUGGCAUUCUCCUGCAGUAAAAACAAAGGUGAGAUCCCAGAAGAUUGGAGGGUAAUGAACGUUCUGCCCUUUUCAAGAAGGACUACAAAUAAAAGCUGAGAACUAUAGACCACCUAUUUGAUUAGCACACCUGAAUCUUAUCAGUGGUAUCUUACUGUCAACUGUCCAAUGACAAUACCGGACAUCUUUCCUCACAAGCUGGUAUCCAAAACUCCAGACAAACUCUGGCUAUAAAGCAUUGUGGAUCUGCCCGCACCAAAUGGACUACAGCGGUUCGACAAAGGAGCUCACCACCACCUUGUCAAGGGCAAUUAGGAAUCGGCAAUAAAUGCUGACAUAAUCUCAACGAAUAAAACGAGCUUCAACCACAUUAGGAGCACACAAUUUAUAUUUUGAGUGUAUGUUGAUCUCUGUUUUUGGAAGAACUUUUGGAGGCUUCAAAGGUUGACAUAUACCACGGUUCCAGACAUGGCCAGUACAACUGAUGGUCUCAUUGGGAUCCCAUUUCCAGACCAUAGCAAUGAACUCCUUUGUAGUUUGAAUGAACAGAGACGAGAUGGUCUUCUCUGUGAUCUUAUCCUGGUAGUAAAGGAUCAGGAAUACAAGACCCACAGGUCAAUUCUUGCAGCAUUUAGCAAGUAUUUCAAGACUCUGUUCACCACAGACACCCUUGAAGAGCAACAUAAUGUUUAUCAGAUUGAUUUUGUGACACCUGAGGCACUUUCUGCAAUUUUGGAGUUUGCUUAUACAUCAACUCUCACUAUUAGCAGCUCAAAUGUAAAGGAUGUUUUAAGUGCAGCACAGCUGCUGGAGAUCCAGUGUCUUAUCCAAGUAUGCGUCGAUAUCAUGGAAUCAAGUGAUAGGGUAAGUGUUGACAGAACAGGUCCAGGAAAACAAUCUAUCCAAAAUCCUCAAGAAGAUCUGCUCAAGGAAAAUUACACAGAAUCCCCCCAACGAGGUUUUGAUGAAUUCCCUGAACAAGAACUUAAAGAAUCCCAUGAAAAGCAUUGCAAUGGAUUCCUUGAACAUGGUCACAAAGAGAAUCCCCAGCAAGAUCUCAAGGAAUCUCCCCAACAAGAUCUUGAAGAAACCCUUCAAGAGCAUGUCAAUGAAUCAGAGGAAAAUUUCCAAGAAGGUGACCAUUGGAAUAAGGAGUAUGAUUUUCAGACCAACAAGCUUAUAGAAAAGCAAUGCACAGAGCUGCCUUGUGAAUUCUUAAGUCAAUUUACAGUUAAUGAUCCAGGUGGAUGCUUGGGACCUGUUCGUGAUUUCUCCUUAGAGUCUCUGUUAAAAGAAGGACUAUGUCCUAGAGGAGAUUUGCUUAAUGGAAGAACUAGUGUGUCUCCACUCAGACCAGGAUUCUUUCCUCCCCUCUGGAAUGGAGGUUAUAGCAGAUUUCCCCAGCUUGUACAACACCAAGAUGUGGACCAAUUACCUCUUAACCUGGUAGUAAAGAAGGAAAAGAUCAAGGAGGAGGCCAAGGAGGAUCUGCCUUCAACCACAAGUCUUUGUGACUUUUUUAAAGGUAUUAUGCUGGAAAAUAGCCAUAAUAACCUUGGAACAUUAAAGGACUUUAAUUCCUAUCUAAAUAUAUUAGGUCCAUCCUAUUUGACAGCAGUGUAUCCAACUUGGCCUUUGGAAUAUGAGAAAAAGAUGAGACCCAAGGCAUCUCAGCAGUGCCCUAUCUGCAAUAAAGUGAUCCAGGGAGCAGGGAAGUUGCCACGCCAUAUGCGAACACAUACAGGGGAGAAACCAUACAUGUGCAGUAUAUGUGAAGUUCGUUUCACAAGACAAGACAAGCUAAAGAUUCACAUGCGCAAGCAUACCGGGGAGAGACCUUACACAUGUAUUCAUUGCAAUGCCAGGUUUGUGCACAACUAUGACUUAAAGAAUCACUUACGGAUACACACAGGAAUCCGUCCAUACCAAUGUGUACAUUGCUACAAGAGUUUCACUCGUUCUGACCAUCUGCACAGACACAUCAAGAGGCAGAGUUGUCGCCUGCCAAGACCUCGUCGGGGCCGCAGACCUGCUGCCUGGCACUCUGCUAGCCUCCUCUAUGCACAGGGUGGCCCAUCUCAGAGCGCACAUUCCAAUGAAAAUAGCACCAGUAUCCCACCAAGACAAGAGGAUAGGCUUCUAAAUGCAAACAAGUUCGAUCCAGGCAACACAGGGAAGAACUUCCAUGGAAAUGUUCAAAAUUCCAAGAUCUUCUUGAAUGAAGCAGCAGUAAAGGAAAGAGAAAACCCCACACCUAGUAUGUUGAAUGGAAACCAUAUCAUAGAUGAAAGGGACAGAAGCAUCUUUGCUUUUACCCUGUCUCACAACAAUACUUUUUCUCAUCUACCCCAACAAUACUAUUCAACAAGUGAUCCAUGGGGCAUGCAAUUUAACCCUAUGCCAUCUAUUCAGGAGGCAAGUAAUUAAAGAAAUAAAAGGGUGACAAAAAUGAUAAUUAUUGACUUGCACAAAGAAAUGUCAUUCUAUAGUUUGAUGUGUACUUUCUGAAGAUGAAAAUGAAACUAAAUCCACGUUGAACUUUACGUGUUAAAUUUGUAUUAAUAGCUUUGGAUAAAUAAUUUUACAGACCAUUGAAUGAUCUUGAAGUUGAUCUAUUAUAUAAAGUAAAUGUAUUUAAACAAAACAAAAUCCAAAGAAGUUGCGUACUGUAGCCUACACAAACUUGAAAUAGUUUUCCUUUGCUGAUGUUUUGUGGGAGAAGUGUUGUAAUUAUUUUUCUACUAUAAUGUACUUCUUAUGACUCUUUUUUCUUCAGUAACUCUGACAAGUUUGCUAGGGCAUUAAAAAGGGUAACAACAUUAGCCCAGUUAUUGAAGUAAAUAUCAAGGUUUUCUCAUUGGUGUAUCAUUGGUUAAGUUACUAGAUUUGUGUCUGGUUUUAUUUAUUUAACUAAAAAUACCCACAGGUUAGUCAGAAAUUUGUAAAUGAAGGAAUUGGAUUAUUUCUGAUUAUAAAUGGCUAAUAUUUGAACAUUUUAUUGUAUUUCUAUAUGUAUUCACCUGUGCAAAUAUCUUCUCCCUAUUCCACUGUAGGGGAACUAUACUUUGUAAUUUAAAUUAAUAUUUAAUCUCAUUACUACAAUCACUAAAAUGGUGUAUUUUGAACUCGUAUUUUUCAAACUGUGGAUAAUAAGAACAAGAUUUGGCCAGUCAGCUGUUUAGCCUGGUGUAACUGUUUAAUUAAA